CCUUUGAUUCCUUCUGUGUGCUUGCAUCGUUCUCACUACUGUAAACUGCCUUUAGAAUGACACCGUUACAAUUCAAAGAUUCUUUUUGGGGCCCAGACUUCACCAGCAACAUUGGAUAUGACACUCUUAUCCAAAGGCUAUGUGAUGGGCGACGAGCUUGCAAAGAUAUGGAAGAGCUCUUAAAAAUGAGGGCGAUGGCAGAGGAAAGAUACGGCAAGGAAUUGAUUACUAUCGCACGCAAGACAGGAGGGCAAAGUGAAAUUGGCACUCUGAAGGCAUCAUUUGACCAACUAAAAGUCCAAAUGGAGAACAUUGGAAAUUUGCACAUUCAGCUUUCUGGGAUGUUACGAGAAGAGGUGAAACGAAUGGAGCAGUUCAGAGAGAGACAGAAGGAGCAGCGGAAAAAGUUUGAAGGGGUCAUGGAAAAGGUUCAGAAGAUCAAAGUAUCAUUACAUAAGAAAACCAUAGAGUCUAAAAGGACAUAUGAACAGAGAUGUAAAGAAGCUGAUGAAGCUGAACAGACUGUGGAGAAGCUCAACAGUACACCCACUGUCACCCCUAAACAAUCUGAAAAGAUGCAAAACAAAGCAAAGCAGUGCAGGGACGUGUCUGCGGAUGCAGAGAAACAGUACAUGUCAAACAUAGAGCAGCUGGAUAAGAUUCGUCAGGAAUGGGAGACCACGCAUGAAUGCACAUGUGAGGUCUUCCAGCAACAGGAAGAUGAUCGUAUUAAUAUUUUGAGAAAUGCUAUUUGGGUCCACUGCAACCACUUUUCCAUGCAAUGCGUCAAAGAAGAUGAGUGUUAUGAGGAGGUGAGGGCAGUUCUGGAAAUGUGUGACAUCACGGAAGACAUAAACAGUUUCAUCAAGACAAAAAGUACUGGCACCACUCCUUCAGCGCCUAUUGUGUUUGAGAACUAUUAUGACAGAGAACCAACAACAGACAGCAACGGCAUCACGCGGUUUGGUGGAGGUGUGAUAAAGAGGUUUUCAAAUCUUUUGCAAGGCAAUUGUGUCGUUGGCUCAAAGACAAGUAAUGACUUUAUUCAGCCAUCAGCACCUCCAUCAGCCGACUCAGAUGGAGUGUAUGCUUCUAUUCCUGUAUUUCCACAAGGGACUUCAAACAUUGCUGUCUCUCAGAGCGCCACAUACCAGGCUCAGUAUGACUACGUAGCUCAGGGCACUGAUGAGCUCUCCAUUUCUGCGGGGGAGGUUCUGCUCGUAGUGGAUCAGGGAGGAGACGGCUGGUGGACGGUGGACAGGGACGGCCACACUGGGCUGGUGCCAGGCUCAUACUUGGCCAAGAUAUGAAUUAAGAGACUAGAUCACGCUGGUACGGCUUUCCAUGUCCUUGCACCCAAUCUAAUAGCAGUUAUUAAGGCCACUCCUUAUAAAGCGUCCCAGAGGAAGAUUUCCGUUUGCAAAAUCGCACAUCCAUAUGGAAAAUCUCUAUAGAUUGUAGUAAAUGAGUCAAAAUGGGUUAAUUUGUAUAUUAAAAACUGGUUAAUAUACACGACCAUCAUUAUUGUUAAGAUAGAGAUUUAUAUUUAUUAGAAAGUUGUUUAGAAUUAUUUAUUGUGAAUAAACGGCAUAAGAAUGUAUAUAAGAGAUGAUGACUAGGCACUACGGACUUGCCAUGAAUGUACAGAUAUUUCAUAGAAUUCAGUUUUUGGAAAGGUAAUCAAUGUGAGGUCAUGUAUUUCGAACUUUUAUACACUCUUAGAAAAAAGGUUCAAUAUAGAAGCCUGUGGGAUGGCAUAAAAUGAACAAUAAAUCUGAGUAAUGAUCAUUGCA
Messenger RNA from Pimephales promelas (fathead minnow), 1793 nucleotides. It is a transcript of the gene pstpip1a, whose product is annotated as proline-serine-threonine phosphatase interacting protein 1a. Gene Ontology annotation, molecular function: actin filament binding. NCBI's taxonomy places the organism in Eukaryota, Metazoa, Chordata, Actinopteri, Cypriniformes, Leuciscidae. The record is from RefSeq and is a predicted model, not a curated record. Gene Ontology annotation, cellular component: plasma membrane; cytoplasm; actin filament. Gene Ontology annotation, biological process: actin filament polymerization.